Molecule: messenger RNA, 1839 nt
Organism: Andrographis paniculata
Lineage: Eukaryota; Viridiplantae; Streptophyta; Magnoliopsida; Lamiales; Acanthaceae
Exons: 4
Coding region: 159-1580 (473 amino acids)
Biological process (GO): GPI anchor biosynthetic process
Cellular component (GO): endoplasmic reticulum
Molecular function (GO): catalytic activity
Source: RefSeq, a predicted model, not a curated record
UCCUCACUGUCUCCGACUUGUCUUCAUUCUUUUCCGCCUCUGCUCCGAUUUUUCCCUCUGAUUAAUUCUCUUUUUCAGUUUUUCAGCAGAAAUCAUUGCGACAUGGCGCUCUGAAGAUAUACGGAAGCUUCUGAGAGCUGUUUUUGUCGCGCCAGGAAAUGCUCAGGAUACUGAACAAGCAGCUGAAGCGCCUCUUCCGGUGGCCGCGCCGACGCCGGAGCCGCCCGAAGAUCGUCGUCAGAAAAUUCGGACGAUCGAACUCGAGAACGCACUCCGACCAGAAGGAUUCAGCCAGCAGUAUUUCCUCCGCCGUGAUUCAUCCAAGCUGCACCGAUUUGGCCGCGCCUAGACGCGUUAGGGUAGCGACAUUCAACGCCGCGCUGUUCUCCAUGGCGCCGGCGGUUCCGACGUCGGCGAAAUCUGCGUCGCCGCCGGAAAGUAACCGCGAAUUCGACCGAAAUCCGUCGUCCAUAGACGACCGGCCGAAGAGCAUACUGAAGCAGUCUCCGCUCCAUCCUGCCGCCGCGGAGGAGGAGAAUCUCUCACGGCGGCAGAAAUUCGCGAAAUCGAGAUUGAGAGUGUCGAUAAACUUACCUGACAACGAGAUCUCGUUGAAGCGGAGCGGCCAAUUGAGCUUCGCCGCCGACGAAGGAUCAGGAUCAGGAACAGGAACAAUAUCUAGGGUUACGAAGGGGAAGGCUCCAAUUAGGGGAAAUAGCUUAACAAACGGCGUCGUUUCGAGGAGCAGUAGAACAAUAGUGGAAGUGCUGCGUGAAUUAAACGCCGACGUUUUGGCUCUGCAGGACGUGAAGGCAGAGGAGGAGAAGAACAUGAAGCCAUUGUCGGACCUGGCCGGAGCUUUGGGGAUGAACUACGUGUUCGCGGAGAGCUGGGCGCCGGAGUACGGCAACGCGAUACUCUCGAAAUGGCCGAUCAAGCGGUGGAAGGCGCAGAAGAUCGUGGAUGAUUCGGAUUUCAGGAACGUGGUGAAGGCCACCAUUAACGUACCUGGAGUUGGGGAAAUGAACGUCUUCUGCACGCUGCUGGAUCAUUUAGAGGAGAGGUGGAGGAUGAAGCAGAUGGACGCCAUAAUGGCGUCGACGGGGGUUCCUCACAUCCUCAUGGGAGGCUUAAAUUCCUUAGACGAAUCCGAUUACUCGCAGGAAAGAUGGACAGACAUUGUCAAGUAUUACGAAGAAAUGGGGAAGCCGACGCCUAAGGCCGAGGUAAUGAAGUAUCUAAAGAGCAAAGAAUACACCGACGCUAAACACUUCGCCGGAGAGUGCGAAUCCGUGGUCAUGAUCGCCAAAGGACAAAGCGUACAGGGGACGUGCAAAUACGGCACGCGCGUGGAUUACAUAUUGUCAUCAUCCGGCGCGCCAUACAAGUUCGUCCCGGGAUCCUACUCGGUGUUCUCUUCCAAAGGAACUUCCGAUCAUCAUAUAGUGAAAGUCGACGUGAUCAAAGAAGCGGGUAGCUCGUGCGCUAGCAAGAAGACUCGGCAGCAGCAGAGAGUGCGUACGGUUAAGAUCACGCAUUCGACGCCGCCUUCGAAGGGCGUUUGGAAUAUGCAUUCUUGAUCAAGCAUCUGGUUUGUUGUUCUUCUUGAUAUAUAUAUAUAUAUAUAUAUAGAUUAUUUGAUCUUUUUAUUGAUGUUUUGUUUUGUGUAUCUAUGUUUGAGUUGAGAUUGUUGGUGUUUACACUGAUGUAGGAUUUGUGAUUGAAGAUAUAGAUAUAUAUAGAUAUGUAUGUAUAUUUUAUGUAUAGAUUCUUAUUUCUUGAUUUGUAGACGACUUCUUUGUUUUAAUAGGAGUGGACGAAAUAUCUGAAUUGAACUUC